Messenger RNA from Charadrius vociferus (killdeer), 3882 nucleotides. It is a transcript of the gene ZNF335, whose product is annotated as zinc finger protein 335. Gene Ontology annotation, cellular component: nucleus. Gene Ontology annotation, molecular function: RNA polymerase II cis-regulatory region sequence-specific DNA binding. The record is from RefSeq and is a predicted model, not a curated record. NCBI's taxonomy places the organism in Eukaryota, Metazoa, Chordata, Aves, Charadriiformes, Charadriidae. Gene Ontology annotation, biological process: regulation of gene expression; positive regulation of neurogenesis; brain development.
UCCACCUUGGUCUCCAGUGUCUCCACUGUGAGCCAGUCCAUCAUGGUGUCAGAGUCCCCACAAGUCCUGGUCCACUCCAGUGUCAUCACUGACGGAGCCACAAUCGUGUCAGACUCUACCGCAUCUACUUCCUCAGACCUAGGUUCUGCCAUUGACAAAAUCAUCGAGUCCACAAUUGGACCUGACAUCAUCCAGAGCUGCAUUGCUGUGACCAGUGCGGAGGAUGGCGGGGCAGAGACUACGCAGUACCUCAUUCUGCAAGGCCCCGAUGAUGGUGCACCCAUGGUGUCCCAGAUGGCCACCUCUGCUCUGGCCAAUAGCUUGGCGAUAGAAGCUGUUGCUGAUGGACCUACCUCCACAUGCCUUGACCAGCCCGGCCCUUCGGACCCUUCGGAGCAGUUGGAAGUGCUGGAGCUGCCUGCACAGCCGGAUCAGGCCCGAGAGGUGGAUGGUGGGGAGGAGCUGGACCAGCCAGACAUGGAGACCCUAGAAGAGAUGAUGGAGGUGGUGGUGGUGCAGCAAUUCAAGUGCAAGAUGUGUCAGUACAAGAGCGUCUCCAAGAAAACGCUAAUUAACCACAUGAAAGAGCGACAUUUCCAGCCAGUGGGUUCAGCUCUGGCUUUGAAGAAAGGACGUCCACGAAAGGGGGGAUCAGCUCCAAAGACUGCGGAGGAGGACGUCCCAGAAGAAGAAGAAGAUGAUGAUAUCAUGGACGCUGGUGCUAUUGAUGACCCCGAAGAGGACAGUGACUAUAACCCAGCUGAGGAUGAGCCCCGUGGGCGGCAGCCCAAGUACAGCCGCACUGUCCCCACAUCCAGUGAGGAGAGGCCGCGUCGACGCCCAGGAAGACCCCGCAAGUUUCCUCGUCUGGAGGACAUGCCCCAGGAUAUGCCUGAAGGAGGGGAGGUGGAGCCCUUGGUGACAUCCCAAAGCACACUGAACCGUGAGCUGCAGAACUCUGAAGCAGCCAGUUCCUCUGGCCUGGAGAACGGGAGCAGUGAGAGCCUGGCGGAGCCCAGCAUCAGCCAGUCUGACUCUGAGAACAAGGAUCCUUCCUCCAACACUGGCCCUGAGGAGGCAGACGUCAUCCCCAGGAGGCGAGGGCGGCCCUCCCGCCGCUUCCUGGGCAAGAAAUACCGCAAGUACAUGGGGCGCAGGUACUACUACAAGUCGCCCAAGCCCCUGAUGAGGCCCUACCUGUGUCGGAUCUGUGGCUCACGUUUCCUCACGCACGAUGAUCUGCGUUUCCAUGUCAACUCACACGAGGCCAAUGACCCGCAGCUCUUCAAAUGUCUACAGUGCAGCUACCGCUCCCGGCGCUGGUCCUCCCUCAAGGAACACAUGUUCAACCAUGUGGGCAGCAAGCCGUACAAGUGUGAGGAGUGCAAUUACACCAGUGUGUACAAGAAGGACGUCAUCCGGCACUCCACAGUGCACAGCCGGGACAGGAAAAAGAGAGCUGAUCCGCCCCCAAAGCUGAACUCCUUCCCAUGCCCCGUAUGCAACCGUAUCUACCCCAUGCAGAAGAGGCUUACGCAGCACAUGAAGACACACAGCACGGAAAAACCACACAUGUGUGACAAGUGUGGGAAGUCCUUUAAGAAGCGCUACACCUUCAAGAUGCACCUUCUGACACACAUCCAGGCCAUUGCCAACCGCAGGUUCAAGUGUGAAAAAAAAAUGCUGAACCACCAGCUGUCGCACAUGAACGACAAACCCUACAAGUGCAGCUUCUGCAAGUACUCCACCUUCCGGGAGGAUUUCCUGGUCUCGCACAUGGCUGUCAAGCAUACAGGAGGGAAGCCGUUUGCUUGCGAGUUCUGUCACUUCACCACCAAGCACAAGAAGAACCUGCGCCUCCAUGUGCACUGUCGCCACGCCGACUCCUUUGAGGAGUGGGCACAGAGGCACCCCGAGGAGCCGCCCUGCCGCCGCCGCCCCUUCUUCACCUUGCAGCAGAUUGAGGAGCUGAAGCAGCAGCACAGCCAGGUGCAGGCCCCGGCUGAGCCGGAGGCUAGUCCGCCGGUGAUGCUCUCUCUCACGCAGAUGCCUCUUGGCCCCGUCACCUACCAUGCGGUCCAGGCCGUCCCAGGAGCAGAGCCGCCCAUCCUCUCGCAGGAUUCCCUGGGAGAGGCCACCAUCAUUUAUGAACAAGAUGUGGCUGGAUCAGCAGAACUGGCCACGCAGACAGCCCUGGAUCUCCUACUGAACAUGAGCACACAGCGAGAGCUGGCCACGGGCUCGCUGCAGGUGGCAGUGGUGAAGCCGGGUGAUUCAAGAGAAGCACAGGCCCCCUGUGAACCACAGGCACAGGAGGAGGGGACAGAGAUAGUCUCUGAGGAGCAGCAAGAGCAGAAGUUGGUGACGCUGCACAUGGAGGAGCCUGGGGAGACGUUAGUGCAGGAGGCUUAUGAAGAGGCGACCCUGGGUGGCUCGGAGCUGCAGCAGAUCACUAUCCCCUUUGGCGGGACGACGGAGUACAGCAUUAUCACACCCAUCAGCGAGGAGAUGCAGGCUCCAGGCACGCUGUACAGCAGUGAGGAGGAGAGCCCUGCAGAGACCUCCCAUGCAGUCGUGGUGAGUGAAGCUGUGAUGACGGAGGAGGCUCUGAAGGACCAUAACAAUCACUAUAUCAUGUCAUCCAGUAUUCCGGGGAGCCAGUUCCAUCACAUUGAGCCCCUCAGCGGGGACGCUGCCUUUCCCUCGCCUGCGGAGGGCCAGGAGGCACAGCCCGCCGGCGUCAAGUGGCCACUGGUGCAGUGUGUCACCAGGCAGCUCCAGAAGGACUCGUCUUUAUCCCCAGCAUCCGAGGGGCAGGAAAUCUCAUCCCCAAAGGUCAAGUGGCCUGCGCUCCAAGGCGUGGCCAAGAAGCUCUCGUGCAAGGUUUCCACAGCCAAGAAGCUCUCGUGCAAGAUUUCCACAGCCAAAAAGUUUUCAUGCAAGAUUUGCACAGCCAUGUUCACAGGGAGAGCAGAAAUGGAGAGUCACAAGAGAGCCCACAUUGGGCCCAGCACCUUCAAGUGUCCUGACUGUCCAUUCACUGCAGCCCUCUGGCCGGAGGUUCGGAGCCACAUGGUCCAGCAUGCCAGCCUUCGGCCACACAAGUGCACCCACUGCAGCUUCGCCUCCAAGAACAAGAAGGACCUGCGCAGGCACAUGCUGACGCACACCAAUGAGAAGCCCUUUGCUUGCCAGAUCUGUGGGCAGAGGUUCAACCGUAAUGGGCACCUCAAAUUCCACAUGCAGCGUUUGCACAGCUCAGAGGGGAAGAGACCAGGGGCGCCUGCAGCUGCUGCCCAGCAGACCAUCAUACUGAACAGCGACGAGGACACGCUGGCCACCCUGCAGACGGCUCUGCAGUCCGGCCAGGCGGUGCUGGCUCCCGAGCGGCUGCAGCAGGCCCUGGGGCAGGAACACAUCAUUGUCGCACAGGAGCAGAGCGUCACGAGCCAGGAGGAGGCUACGUACAUCCAGGAGAUCACAACUGCCGAUGGACAGACAGUACAGCACUUAGUGACCUCUGACAACCAGGUUCAGUACAUCAUUGCCCAGGAUGGUGUACAGCACUUGCUUCCCCAUGAGUAUGUUGUUGUCCCAGAGGGACAUCACAUCCAGGUACAGGAUGGGCAGAUCACCCACAUCCAGUACGAGCAGGGCAGCCAGUUCCUCCAGGAGCCGCAGAUCCAGUACAUGCCUGUCUCGCCUGAGCAGCAGCUUGUCACCCAGGCACAGCUGGAAGCAGCUGCACACUCAGCAGUCUCAGCAGUGGCUGAUGCUGCGAUGGCGCAAGCACAGGGCGUGUUCACCGCUGAGGCGACGGCCGAGCAGAUCCAGCAGCUGCAGCAGGGGAUCCACUACGAUGUCAUCACGCUGGCGGACUAG